Nannospalax galili (Upper Galilee mountains blind mole rat) is the source of this 653-nucleotide messenger RNA. RefSeq names its product ribosomal protein S24 (gene Rps24). Gene Ontology annotation, biological process: translation. Gene Ontology annotation, cellular component: ribosome. The record is from RefSeq and is a predicted model, not a curated record. The transcript is spliced from 7 exons. NCBI's taxonomy places the organism in Eukaryota, Metazoa, Chordata, Mammalia, Rodentia, Spalacidae. Gene Ontology annotation, molecular function: structural constituent of ribosome. The coding region runs from base 112 to 510 and encodes 132 amino acids.
CGUGGCCACGCCCUCCGGCGCCGCUCGGGGUCCUUCGGCGCGCGUUGAUAUGAUUGGCCGGCGAGGCGCCGUCCUCUUUUCCUUCUUGGCUGCUCGGUGAUCACCGCCAUCAUGAAUGAUACGGUGACUAUCCGGACCAGGAAGUUCAUGACCAACCGUCUGCUUCAGAGGAAGCAAAUGGUCAUCGACGUCCUUCACCCUGGAAAGGCAACAGUACCGAAGACAGAAAUUCGGGAAAAGCUCGCCAAAAUGUACAAAACCACACCCGAUGUCAUCUUCGUGUUUGGAUUCAGAACUCACUUUGGUGGCGGCAAGACGACUGGCUUCGGCAUGAUUUACGACUCUUUGGAUUAUGCAAAGAAAAAUGAGCCCAAACACAGACUUGCCAGGCAUGGCCUGUAUGAGAAGAAAAAGACCUCCAGAAAACAGAGGAAGGAACGCAAGAACAGAAUGAAGAAGGUCAGGGGAACUGCAAAGGCCAACGUUGGUGCUGGCAAAAAGCAGAAAUGAAAUGUCUAGCAGUGAGCUGGAGAUUGGAUAACAGCAAAAGGAGUAAAAGAGUCUGCAGUGACGUGGUCUGCCAUGGUGACAUGGUCUGCCAUGGUGACGUGUGCCCAUAUCUAAAGAGAGGACUAAUAAACUGUAAAAACUUG